UAAUCGAGCAGCAAAGUGGAGAAGAGCGAGCGAGAAAAGAAGGGGCAGGGCGCCGUCUUUCUUUCCAUCUCGUCCCUUUUCCCAGCCCUCCCACACACACCACACCACACCACUGCCCAGCCAUGCACUCUGCUCCUUCUCUCCUGGCUUUCCUCCCUUAAUAAUUGACUAAUUGUUCUGCUCCUCCCCGGCCUCCUUCUUUACUCCCCUUUGCUUUCGUUGCCACUGUUCCAUCUCGUAGGUUUCGUCGUCCCUGACCACUUGAGAGAUUUGUUAGCAGAUAAGAUUGAGGGCACCAAAAUAAAAAGAUCUUCCAAGAAAAAGAAAGAGGGGGCGAGAGGAGGGAGCAAGCCGGGAGGGAAAGAAUAACCUAGCUAGCUCGCGAGGAUGGAUCCGGUCGCGGCAUCCAUACAUGGUCACCAUCUUCCUCCGCCGUUCAACACCCGCGACUUCCAUCACCAUCUCCAGCAGCAGCAGCAGCAUCACCACCACCAGCUGCAGCUCAAGACCGAGGACGACCAGGGCGGCGGCACGCCGGGGGUGUUCGGCGGCCGCGGCACCAAGCGCGACCAUGAGGAUGACGAGAACAGCGGCAACGGCAACGGAAGUGGCGGCGGCGGCGGCGGCGGAGGCGGAGGUGACGAGCUGGCGCUGGUUCCCCCAUCUGGUGGCGGGCCAGAGGGCGGAGAGGCCACCCCGCGCCGCCCGAGGGGCCGGCCGGCGGGGUCCAAGAACAAGCCGAAGCCGCCGAUCAUCAUCACGAGGGACAGCGCCAACACGCUCCGGACGCACGUCAUGGAGGUGGCCGGCGGCUGCGACAUCUCUGAGAGCAUCACGGCGUUCGCGCGCCGCCGCCAGCGCGGGGUCUGCGUGCUCAGUGGCGCGGGCACCGUGACAAACAUCACCCUGCGGCAGCCGGCCUCCCAAGGCGCGGUCGUUGCCCUCCACGGCCGGUUUGAGAUCCUUUCCCUCUCCGGCUCCUUCCUCCCACCGCCCGCGCCGCCAGAAGCCACAGGGCUCACCGUGUACCUUGCCGGGGGGCAGGGGCAGGUGGUGGGCGGCAGCGUCGUGGGCGCGCUUACAGCAGCCGGGCCGGUGGUGAUAAUGGCGGCCUCUUUCGCGAACGCAGUGUACGAGAGGCUGCCGUUGGAGGAGGACGACAUGCUCGCCGCCCAAGCACAGGCCGAUAGCGCCGGGAUUCUCGUUGGUGCGCAGCAAGCGGCGCAGCUCGCCGGCUCUGUCGACCCAAGCCUCUUCCAGGGACUGCCACCGAACCUGCUCGGCAACGUGCAGAUGCCACCGGAUGCAGCCUACGGAUGGAACCCGGGCGCCGCUGGAGGCCGUCCGGCGCCGUUCUAAUAAUUGAUGAGGCCGGGCGGGCAGCUUAGAAGGUUAAGUGAUAUAGCUUUCUUCCAUCUUCACUUCGAGUCGCAUCGUGGAGAAUUUCCGUGGGAAUUAUGCAUAUGAUUUCAGAUGUUAAUUAUUAGCAAGUUAUCUUAAGAUUGUUUCCGAAUAUGUUGCUCUCGAUCGAUCCCUAUCGUUUGCUUUGGCUAUUUAUUGUGUCAUAACUAAUCUUGUUGUUGACAUGAGGCCGGGGUUUGUACCUUAUAAUGAUCGUUUUCUC
Molecule: messenger RNA, 1624 nt
Organism: Panicum hallii
Lineage: Eukaryota; Viridiplantae; Streptophyta; Magnoliopsida; Poales; Poaceae
Product: AT-hook motif nuclear-localized protein 24
Exons: 1
Coding region: 388-1359 (323 amino acids)
Biological process (GO): vegetative to reproductive phase transition of meristem
Cellular component (GO): nucleus
Molecular function (GO): minor groove of adenine-thymine-rich DNA binding; DNA-binding transcription factor activity
Source: RefSeq, a predicted model, not a curated record